GCUGUCGAAUAGGUCUGCUCGACACCCGAAUGAGGAAAUACCAACAAGCAAGUUACAACCAUAGAAACUACAUUAAACGCAAGAACAGUAAUAACUACACUGUUUCCUAACUUUAAUGUCUCUCAAAGACAACCGCUUGACUGAUGCUUUCAAAGUAGAGGUCCAACUUUCUAGAAUUGACUAAGAUCUUACUUCCAUUGGAGCUACUCUUCACUACCAGAUGGCAUACAGACUCCAAGAUCACGCUCUAGAUCUUUCUUUGCCAAUAGCUGAAGACGCCUUACUGGUCUUGGUAGACUCUACCCAAGUUCCAACAUGCACUCAUAUUCCAAGGAAAAUCUCUACAGAUGAUCUUAUGAAGAUUUUGCCCAAUUCAUGGAUAACAAACUAUGAGAUGCUCCAUCAACCUCAAAAAUUUGUCCAGACUCUUACUGAACCAUCUUAUCACAAGAAAGAAGAUGCCUCUGUCGAAAUAAUCUUUGACAAAAUUCAAACAAAGACUCCCAGUUGCUUUACCACCCAGUAUAUGAUGGCCUCUAUCACACCAGCUCAUGUGGAAAUCCAAUCCUUUGAUUCUCAAGGUAGCCCUAUUUAUGCUUUCGAAUCUUUGGAUGGACAUAAAUGUUGGGAUGUUUGCAACUACAAAAGCUGCCUAAAAAUAGAAGAAGACCUCCCAAAGCAAAAGCGACGUCCUAACUCAGGAAAACGACUUGAGCAACAACUAAAUCAAGAAGAAAAAGGAAUAGGAUUGUUAGGCGAACCCUCUGGAAAGUUUGACUAUAUAGUUAAAUAUUCUGCUCCCAAAGACUUACCUGACUCUCUUCCAGAACCAACUAGAUGGGACAUUGAGCUUCCUCCAACCGGCUCCCAAGAGCCUCCACUUUCGGCUCCUCAACAAAACGUUUUUCCAUGCUAUAAAAAAACAGCAAAAUGGAUGCAACAUCAUGGAGAAGCUUUUCCUGCUCAAAAUCAAUUCCAACAAAUUCCACAAGUAUGUAUGAUGACUACUACUGAUUAUGAGUCAGAUUUUCCUCCUCUCAAGAGAUUUGAUAAACAAGACGACCACGGUACGGUCUCUCACCAACCAAAGGUUCAAAACCCCACAACCAAGAACGCGAAUGAGUCUUUCAAAAAAGUUUCUCCGGCCGAAGAAGUUCUCAACUGGCAAUGAGAAAAUAUGAUUGCCCAAAACAAUGUCUUAAAGCAAGUCGAGUUACAAAAUACCAGAAUAGAGACGGCAGUAAAACAAUCUCAGACUACUGUCAUCAAUAAACUCACUGCAAAGAUCCAACAAACUCAUGAAGAGUUUCUAGCCAUCAUCAAAGCAAACUCAGUCCCGAUGCCAGUAUUCCUGGCAAAAGAAGCCGAGAUGAAGUCCCGAUGUCCAUUUGGACUUGGUAAGCUGGUUUGAACCUUUCUUGGUCCAAGAAUGAUUUUAAGGCUCUUCAUCUCGGCUUCUUUUGCCAGGAAUACUGGCCUCGGGACUGAGUUUGCUUUGAUGAUGGCUAGAAGCUCUUCAUGAGUUUGUUGGAUCUUUGCAGUAAGUUUAUCGAUGACAAUAGUCUGAGAUUGUUUUACUGCUGUCUCUAUUCUAGUAUUUUGUAACUCGACUUGCUUUAAGACCUUGUUUGGGGCAAUCAUAUUUUCUCAUUGCCAGUUGAGAACUUCUUCGGCCAGAGAUACUUUUUUGAGAGACCCGUCCGUGUUCCUGGUUGUGAGGUUUUGAACAUUUAGUUGGUGAAAGACCAUACCUUGGUCGUCUUGUUUAUCAAAUCUCUUGAGAGGAGGAAAAUCCGACUCAUAAUCAGUAGUAGGGGUGAGCAUCGGUCGGUUUGGGCGGUUUUUUCACAACAAAAAAUCCAGAAUUCGGUUUUCGGUCCGGAUUGGUGCAAUCCAAAAACCGACCGAACCAAACCAGUUUAAAAAAAAACCGACCGUUUUGGACCGCGGUUUGGUCGGUUAAACCGAAUUGAUUAUUGUUUUUUUUUUUUUUUGAAAGUUUUAAUUAAAAAUUUUGGAUUGUUGGAAUUCAUUUUUGUGCAUUUUUAAAACAUAAAUAUAUAGAACAUAAUUACAUUUACAAAUUUUAAAGUUUGAAACAUAAUUAAAAGUACAAAUUUUAAUAAUUAAUAAUUAUAUAUUAUUAUUUUAUUAAGUUCGGUCGGUUUCGAUUUUAUUGGUCGGUUCACCCAAAAUUUCAAAACCGACCGAACAGUGGCAGUUUGCACCGUCGGCGGUUUUUUCGGUUUUCGGUUUAAACGGUUUUGGUUUUUUCGGUGUUCGGUAGGUCGGUGUACACGGUUUUUUCGGUUUUUCAGAUUUUAUGCUCAGCCCUAAUCAGUAGUAGUCAUCAUACAUACUUGUGGAAUUGAUUUUGAGCAGGAAAAACUUCUCCAUGAUGUUGCAUCCAUUUUGCUGCUUUUUUGUAGCAUGGCAAAACGUUCUGUUGAGGAGCCGAAAGUUGAGACUCUUGGGAGCCUGUUGGAGGAAGCUCAAUGUCUCAUCUAGUUGAUCCUAGAGGAGAUUCAGCUGUUGCUUAAGUCGUUUUCCUGAGCAAUGAGGUCUUCUUCUAUUUUUAAGCAGCUUUUGCAGUUGCAAACAUCCCAAUACUUAUGUCCAUCUGAAUUUUCGAAGGCAUAUAUAGGGAUGCCUUGAGAAUCAAAUGAUUGGAUUUCCACAUCAGCUGGUGUGACAGAGGCCAUCAUAUACUGGGUGAUAAAGCAAUUGUGAGUCUUUGUUUGAGUUCUGUCAAAGAUUAUUUCGACAGAGUCAUCUUCUUUCUUGUGAUAAGAUGGUUUAGUAAGAGUCUGGACAACUUUUUGAGGUUGAUGGAGCAUCUCAUAGUUUGUUAUCCAUGAACUGGGCAAAAUCUUCAUAAGAUCAUCUGUAGAGAUUUGCCUUGGAAUAUGAGUGCAUGUUGGAACUUGGGUAGAGUCUAUUGAGACCAGUAAUGCUUCUUCAGCUGUUGGAGUCUAUAUGCCAUCUGGUAGUGAAGAGUAGCUCCAAUGGAAGUAAGAUCUUGGUCAAUUGCAGAAAGUUGGACCUCUACUUUGAAAGCGGUUGUCUUUGAGAGACAUAUUAAAGUUAGGAAACAGUGUAGUUAUUAAUGUUCAUGCGUUUAAUGUAGUUUCUAUGCUUGCUUGAUGGUAUAUCCUCAUUCGGGUGUCGAGCAGACCCGUUCGACAGCCGAUUGGAAGGCCCUUUCGGCCAUGAAGGGAAAUAGCUAAGCGAAUGGCACCAAAAUGAAUAUGGGUGAAUCCUUGCACAAUCCACUCGGGAAUAAAUUCAGGAGGGAUUUGUAAAGUAACGAAUUGGACCUCAGGAGUAGGUCUCAAUUGACACUCGCUGAAUUUAGAAGCUUGGAUAUAUUCUUUUGGGGCUUUGUAGGAUGGUUUGAUGAGUGCUUUAAUGGACCGGGUAAAAUGAGUAAUGAAUUUUGGGAAGAUUUGGUAUGAGUUAAUCAAAGGAAGGUUGUUAUUGGUAAUCUUGUUUUCUUCAGGAACAGAUGAUAGUUCAUAAAGAAAGUCAAGGUUGUUGGUUGUGGACUUACGGAAAGAUGGAGAAGGAGUAAGUGACAAUGGUGAUAUUAUAGGGGCACUAGAACUUGUAGAUGAGGUUUUGUUUGCCAUGAUCUGAAAUAGAGAUUCGUCUGUAGGAUAGGAUGAAGUAUGACUCUAGUACCAUUAAGUAUGGCUAGGAUAGGAUGAGGUUUCGUUUGUUAUGUAUUGCUGAAUUUGUCACUUCAUCUUGAAAUGAGACCGAUUUCGAGUUAGCCACAAUUAUAUUAGAUAGGGUAAGUGGCUGCACCGGUGCAACAUUUUUAUAUUUCUUACACUUUGAUUUUUUUUUUUUUCCAAUUUUUUUAUAUGAUGUUAUACAUUGUAAUCAUUAAAAACAUCUUGCAAAUUUAAGAAAUUCUGAAUAAUUUACGGUGCCAAAAAUAAAAAUUUAACAGCUGAAUUUUACACGUUUAUACCAAAAAAUAAGCACGAGUGCAACACAUUGUUUUCGGCACUGUAAUUUAUUCAUAAUUUUUUGGAAAUUUGUAGAAUGUCUUAAAUGUUACAAUAUAUACGAUUAUAUAAAAAAUUAUUGAAGUGUAGAAAAUAAUCCAAAAACAAAAACUGGCUGUACCAGUACAGCCAAAAAAGUAUCCACACCGUAGUCAUCCCCAUCCUAGAUAUACUUGUAUUAUGCAUACGAGAUCUUUGUUUGUUGUGCACUUGUGCUUUGGAGGUUUUACGAGUGUCCUUGCUUUGCAAGACAGUGGGUAUUGUUCUAAUGAUACAUUAAGAAAAUAUUGGAGACCCAAGGUGUGAUUUAUUUAUUUUU
Humulus lupulus (European hop) is the source of this 4332-nucleotide messenger RNA. RefSeq lists its product as uncharacterized. Bases 221 to 1171 code for a protein of 316 amino acids. NCBI's taxonomy places the organism in Eukaryota, Viridiplantae, Streptophyta, Magnoliopsida, Rosales, Cannabaceae. The record is from RefSeq and is a predicted model, not a curated record. The transcript is spliced from 2 exons.